CCCCGGUAAACAGCUAUCGGGGUGGAGCAGAUUUUCCAACACAAUCGAUGUAAAAAAAAAAAGGACAAAAAUGGGGCUCGGUGUCGACGAGUGAUAUAAAUAUGAAGUGUGACACCUUUGCCAUCGCUUCGCCUUACCAGAUGACAAACUAACCCUGGAAACCAGCCAACGGACUGGGCUGUAUGGCGGGUCUGUCAUAUUUGGUGCUCCGGUUUUCGGGCUCUGCUGGUCGGACGUACGGAAUAUUUUCGAAAGGCUUGACGAGGACUUUGUUGAUAUUUUUUGAUCUCGCAUGGCGGCUGCGAAUCAGAUUCCCCUAUGUCUACCUCGUCGCCUCUAUGAUGUUUAAUGUGAGAUUACAGGUUCACAUCGAAAUCCACUGAGUCUUCAAUGGCUGCAUUAACACUUAACAAUGGAUAGUGUGCACUGCCACGUUCCAGCCAUCAGAAAACACCGGCUGACCACACACAGCGAUGUGAAGAAAGAAGACACUUCAAGACACUUCAGUCCAACACAAUAACGUGGCUGUUCGUUUUUGCCGCCAGUUACACGGCCCGGCGCCUUUGCAGGUGAAGGGAAGCGGUGAUGUCUGCAGAUAUGAGACAGGGUGAGCGGCGAUAGAUGGAGCAGAUGGAGCGGGGAAAGAGCCCAGCAGUCACCGAUUCAGGAGAAGCUCGUCAGGUGCAUGAAGAUAUUUCCCCCGCCUUUUCUCUCUGAUAUCGAGGACUGUAGCAUGAAUGAUUGUUGCUGUGAAAGCUUAUAGUUUCUCUUUAUGUCUUACAUGUACAGCUGACCUAAAUUAACAGUAUUAGUAAUCACCCAAAUCCUUUUUUAUGUUUCUGUAAUGGUUAAUCCACCAGUAUGUGCACGUUCUAUAAUUAAAAUUAUAUUUUA
This is a messenger RNA of Haplochromis burtoni (Burton's mouthbrooder), 894 nucleotides long. RefSeq names its product small integral membrane protein 10-like protein 2A. The record is from RefSeq and is a predicted model, not a curated record. Bases 183 to 383 code for a protein of 66 amino acids. NCBI's taxonomy places the organism in Eukaryota, Metazoa, Chordata, Actinopteri, Cichliformes, Cichlidae. The transcript has 2 exons.